Messenger RNA from Arachis duranensis, 2919 nucleotides. RefSeq lists its product as uncharacterized. The coding region runs from base 136 to 2547 and encodes 803 amino acids. The transcript has 3 exons. The record is from RefSeq and is a predicted model, not a curated record. Lineage: Eukaryota; Viridiplantae; Streptophyta; Magnoliopsida; Fabales; Fabaceae.
GAAGGAGAUAACUUAAUUCCGAGUUUCUGACUCCUCAGUUCUUCAGAGGCGUUACUUAGAAGAACGAAGAGUAAUUUGCGUAUAAUAAAACCCAUCUCAUCUUUAAUUAUCAGAGAAAAGACACGUGAUUCUGUGAUGACGGAGAUGGAGACCACCGAAACGAACUGGAACGUUGCUUCGUCUUCCGUUUCCGUCGCCAACUGCGUCACCUUCGAAUCCUCACUCUCUCUGUUAAACGACGAUAAUCAACAACAAGCUUCUUCAUCUCCACUUUUUCUUCGCUCACCUUCUCCCGAUUCCUCUCCUUGCGAGAUCAAGAUUUGUUUUAAUACGAAACAUGAACUCAGACAAGUCUAUGUUCGUAGUACGGCUCGGGUGUAUGAGAUUUACACUGCAUCUGAUCUGCAGAGCAGCAAUGAGUAUCUCUGUACGGUUCGCUGCGGUGUUGCGUCUAGAGAUGGUGAAAUUCUUCGUGCUCCUAAUGUUCCACAUGUCGAUGGUUCUCACAGAGAGUCGAGUGAGGAAAAUAUAAAAAAUGAAGAUGAUUGGGUUGAAGUGAAGAUCCCUGAAUGCACCAACUCAACUGAAAUCAGUCAGGACCUUUUUGAGGCUACAGCUGAGCUUAAUGAUGUCAGUCCUUGCAUUUCUGUUACGCUUCGUUUGCUCUCACUUCAGAGUAAAGGCUGCGUUUAUGUUGAUGAGAUUUAUAUAUUUGGUGAUCCUGAUGAUUCAACUGAUUCAGAAAGCCAAGAGAGCCGUAAUGGAAACUCAUCCAGUGGUUCUCUUAUGGCUAUGUUUCUUCCAACUAUAAUGCAAUUAUCUAAGACAUCAGGUCUCGGCCAUCUAAAUGCUGUCAAGAAGGAAAAACAAUCUUUUUCAGCAGAUGAUUUGGAAGAAACCCAGCCACUUGAUUCAGUAACCAAAACUCAACUGAAGGGAAAAGCUAGCAUAGUUGGUCCUCAAGAAGUGAAGUUGAAAGAGGUGAAUGGUGGUUGGGUGGCUCCAUCCUUGCCAUGCACAUCCUCUCAAGUCUCUAAAUUGGAUAGUGACUGUACUGCUGUACCCUCACAAGCUGAUACAGUGGAUAGUACUAAUUGUCUUGCCCCCUCUGAGGUUGCUCCUGCCAAGAGCAAUCAUGGUUGUUCUCUUGGUGGCAAUAUUGAAAGGGCCUUUGAACAGCUUGUAUCACGAAUUGACAGGAUUGAACAAAUCUGUCUGGGGUUUCAGGAGAAAAUGGCAUUGCCCAUGAGCAGCAUUGAGGCAAGACUCCAGAAAGUUGAGCAGCAACUUGAUACCCUGACCAAGAAAUUGCAAAAUCCUGGAUCAUCAUCCUGUGGAAGGUGUGCUCCUGAAGGCUCUUUCAUUGAAUCAGAUGCUAUUGAUUAUGCUUUCACUAGGGAAAAUGAACCAGAGAAGAGAGAAUUAGUUACAGAAGUGCAUAUCUCUGAUUCAGCAAAUACUAGUCAAAUGCUCCCAGGUCUUAUAGUUACGGCUCCUGAGUUUCCUGAUGGUGAGGAUGAAGAAGAUAAUGCAUCAGGGCAAAAAAUGGGUUCUUCAUGUGUUGAAGUAAAGCGAUCAAUUGACGAUGCUUUAUCUUCUGCAUUAGCUAAUUUUUUAUCCACAGGCUCUUCAAAGUCUCCAAAGUAUACUAAAAGUUUAACAGUCAAAGCCCCUGAUUUUUCUAGUGAAGAUGAGGAUGAUCGUGAGAGUAAUAACGAGACAGCAAAUAAUGAAUCAGCUCAUCCUGUGGACUGUGAGAAGAUUAAUCACAUCCAAGUGCUGACAUCAUCCAAUAUUUCCCUGGAAAGUGGAGCACAGGUAGAUGAGGAUUCUAAAAAUGAACAUACUGAAGAAUGUGGUCAAUCUUGUAGUAUGGCAGGAGAUCAAGAAGUAUCUGUUACAACCAGUUCUGUAGCUGAUCAUAAUCCAAAGAUAGGUUUAACUAACAACUUUGAAGAUGGUCAAAGCAGAGAACUCAGUGUUUAUAAAACGGAUGAUUUGUUCAAUAGUGGAAAUGAAACCUCGAAUGAGUUGCUUGGCAAUCAGACUGCAAGUGGUUUAACUAGCGUUGCUCAGGAAGGAUCAUUUGCAACACUUGCAACAGAAGUUGGGAAAAAACCUUCCCAUGAAGACAUUAUAGAGAAUGUUCUUGGAUUUUCAAUUGCCUCCUCUGCAGUAGAUUUUGAAACCUCACUCCUGGAUGUGAAAUUCAUUUCACAGAGAAGUCCUGUCACUGACCCUUUGCUAGAAGCUCUUCUUGUUGACACACCGGAAACAAACUCCCAAGACUCUUCUGGAAAGGAAACCGGUGAUCAUCUGGCCCAUAAGGAACAAGAGAAGACCGAUGGCAUUCUUUCACUUGAGGAGCACUCUAACUUGGUUUCAGUAGAUGAUGAGGAAGCAGUGAAUCCCACUGGCACUAGCGAUGCUGCUGUGGAAAAAGACUACUCUCCUCUGAUGACUGGGCCUGUUAACAGAGAGGAUGAUAAUGUGCCCGGGGAUCAUAAACGCAAGCUUGAUGAAAUAUCUGCCUCGAGUCUGAUAUGAAGCUCGUUCGUCCUGUUUAUGAACUUCGGAUUUUAAUCUACAUCAUAUUUGAUGAUUCAUGUUUUUGCUUUUGCCAGUGCCCUAAACGUUGAAGAGUCAAUAGGAGUUGCUAAGUAGAAGUGUUGAACCAUCAAACAUGUUUGGCCAGCUGUUAUGUUUAUAUGGCGUGGUUGUAGGUUUGAAUGUGUACAGAUGCAGUACGAAUUAAGUUUUAAGUUUCAACUGUAAAUAGCCAAUCACACUUAGGUUCAUCAAGCAGGAGAAUGAUUUGGAUUCAAAGGUGAUUUAUAUUUUUUAUGCAUUGUUUGAAAUUAUAGAUCGGUAUUAAAUAAUCAGAAGACCUUUGUUGGUAUGUGUGUCGUUGACGUAUAA